AAGCUUUAAGUGAUUGUUUCUCUUUUUUGGUAGCCCUAGUACAUAGCACAGUGCUUAAUACUUGUUAAUUAAUACACUAUUGGGAGAACUAUGAACUGGCCCAACCAUUCUGGAAAGCAAUUUGAAAUUAUGCUUUAAAAAAAAAGUGGCUUCCUUUUGUCUUGUGUCUUUGCUAGUGGUGCCAUGGGUCACCAGCAGCUCUACUGGAGCCACCCUCGAAAAUCUGGCCAGGGAUCUCAGUUGUGCUGCGUCUGUUCAAACCGGCAUGGCGGGAUCCACAAAUAUGGCCUAAACGUGUGCUGCCAGUGCUUCCAGCAGUAUGCGUAAGACGUAGGCUUCAUCAAGUUGGACUAAGUUAUAUUUAUGGAUCACUUCAGUGAUUACACUGACCAUUAGUGACUACCAUUUUACUAGACCCUGGACAACCUAAAGAUCAAUCCUAUUGUACAUGCUAUGCCAAUUUGCAUGUAUAAUUUCAAAAGGUCAUCCUCAAAAAAGAAAAAAAGUGCCACAAAUGUCCCUUCCCUUUUACCAAGGGAUCCCAUGGUUCAACAUACAUAUACUGGAGGAGGUCAAAGAUAGAAAAGACCCAUAUACACCAAAAUACUCAUAACAUCAUUGUUUUCUGGUAACAGAGAAAUGGAAAGGUAAAUGUCCAUAAAUUGAGGAAUGGCAAAAUAAAUUA
Messenger RNA from Phascolarctos cinereus (koala), 685 nucleotides. The record is from RefSeq and is a predicted model, not a curated record. NCBI's taxonomy places the organism in Eukaryota, Metazoa, Chordata, Mammalia, Diprotodontia, Phascolarctidae.